AACCUAAUUUCCUAUAAUCUCUAUCUCUUUGAAUCAAUCAUUCGAAUAUUUAGACAAAAGAAGAUGGAUCGGAAUUCGGAGUUGGUGUUACCGGCGGGAUUCCGAUUUCACCCGACGGAUCAAGAACUGGUGGUGGAUUACUUAUUGCGACAAGUUUCCGGCCGUCCUUUCCGGCAAGAAAUUAUAAAAGAGAUCGAUCUUUACAAAUACGAUCCAUGGGUUUUACCCAGUAAAGCUAUCAUGUCUGGAGAGAAAGAAUGGUACUUUUUCAGUCCGAGAGAUAAGAAGUAUCCAAAUGGGUCGAGACCCAAUAGAACGGCGGCAUCCGGGUAUUGGAAAGCAACCGGAACUGAUAAGGGUAUUGUUAGUUUACAAGGAACUAAAGUUGGAAUCAAGAAAGCUCUCGUCUUUUAUAUUGGUAAAGCCCCAAAAGGAACCAAAACUAAUUGGAUCAUGCAUGAAUACAGACUUAUCAAUUCUGUGAGAAAACCCUCAACUAAUAAACUGUUAGAUGAUUGGGUCUUAUGUCGGAUCUACAAGAAGAAUUCAAGCUCCGAUAAACUUCUUCACGAGGCGGCGGCGGACGCCGCCGUGAGCCCGCAGAUGAUGACAUCAUCGCCGGUGUCGACUACGUCAGCUUCCCAAACAAGCGAUGCGUUGGACUCGUCUUCAUCGGAGUUCAGCGAUCAAUUUUUCCCAUUGGAGGCGAGUAAUAUUGAUGGAAAGGAUUUGAUAAAGUCUAGCCUUCGACGGCUGACAUCGGUCGGGUUUAACUGGGGCGAAUUCAGGACCCUACCGGAAGAUGCAUUAACGGGCGGGCGUGGAAAUGGGUUGGGUUUAGAUGAUUUUAAUGAUCAAGUGAAAUGGAGCAAUGGAAAUUCGUGUGAGUUUAAUGACAUAUGUGUUCCUUCGGUUUCAACAACGCAUGCUAUGGAGAGGGGAGAUAUUGGGUCGACCCGUUUGGCAGUAAAUUCACAUGACCCGGAUGUGUUUGGGACGGGUCUUUGGGAUCCGAUAAGCUUGAAUGAUGGAAAUGGAUAUGGAUUUUGUCCAUAGAUCAAAAUUUUGGACUUUCUUUAUGAUAUAUGUUAAUUACGUACUUAGCAUAAAAUUGUAUAGAAAUCCAUCCAAUAUGAGCUCUUUUUAAUUUAUAAUAAUA
Messenger RNA from Impatiens glandulifera, 1159 nucleotides. Its product is annotated as NAC domain-containing protein 72-like. Lineage: Eukaryota; Viridiplantae; Streptophyta; Magnoliopsida; Ericales; Balsaminaceae. Gene Ontology annotation, molecular function: DNA binding. The record is from RefSeq and is a predicted model, not a curated record. Gene Ontology annotation, biological process: regulation of DNA-templated transcription. Bases 64 to 1056 code for a protein of 330 amino acids. The transcript has 2 exons.